UCUCUAUACUUGCAUUGCAGCAAAAAUUAGUGACAUUUUGUGGGUAGUAGAAGCAAAUUGGAAAAUUAAUAGCACCUAAAUAAAAGUGUAAAAGGAUUAUUUUAGUAAUUUGUGUGCGGGUGCAAGACGGAAUCAUAACGCGGCUGAGGAAAAAAAAUCGUAAAAAAUGGCGUUGAAAGUGCUGGUUGGGCAAAAGAUUAUGAACGAGGUGGUGAAGUAUAAGCCACCACCACCGAAGAAAGCAGGCGCGGUAUCGGCUGCUGCCAAGGCACCGGGUGGCAUGGAAUGGCGUGUACUGGUCGUCGAUAAGUUGGGUAUGCGUAUGGUGUCCGCCUGCACUAAGAUGCAUGAAAUUAGCGCUGAGGGCAUAACCUUGGUGGAGGAUAUCAAUAAGAAACGCGAACCGCUUCCCACAAUGGACGCCAUUUACUUAAUAACACCAUCGGAUGAAUCAGUGCGUGCUUUGAUACGCGAUUUCGAGAAUCCGGCUAGGCCGAUGUAUCGUUAUGCGCACGUUUUCUUCACCGAGGCAAUACCUGAAGACAUAUUCCAUAUGUUGCAAAUGCGCAGCGACAUUACACGCAAAUACAUACAGACAUGCAAAGAAAUCAAUAUUGCAUUUUUAGCCUAUGAGGACAAGGUCUACUCGCUCGAUUCGCCAGACACCUUUCAGUGUCUGUAUUCGCCAGCGUUUGCUUCGAUACGCGCCAAGCACAUCGAUCGCAUCGCCGAGCAAAUCGCGACUUUGUGUGCCACACUCGGCGAGUAUCCGAUGGUGCGAUAUCGCACUGACUGGGAUCGCAACAUAGAUUUGGCUGCUGCGGUGCAGCAGAAGUUGGACGCCUAUAAGGCGGAUGAGCCCACAAUGGGCGAGGGCCCGGAGAAGUCACGUUCGCAGCUAUUGAUUUUGGAUCGUGGAUUUGAUUGUGUAUCGCCAUUGUUGCACGAAUUGACACUACAGGCGAUGGCAUACGAUCUCUUGCCGAUCGUUAACGAUGUGUACAGGUAUACGCCCGGACCGAAUCAACCGGAAAAGGAGGUGUUGCUCGAUGAGAACGAUGAUUUGUGGGUGGAGUUGCGGCAUGAGCAUAUCGCUGUGGUGUCCACGCAAGUGACACAAAAUCUAAAGAAAUUCACCGAGUCGAAGCGCAUGACAUCGACCGAUAAAUCUUCUAUGCGUGAUUUAUCGCAAAUGAUCAAGAAAAUGCCGCAGUACCAGAAGGAAUUGUCUAAGUAUUCGACGCAUUUACACUUGGCCGAGGACUGCAUGAAAACUUAUCAGAGCUACGCCGAUAAGUUAUGCCGUGUUGAACAGGACCUGGCCAUGGGUACCGAUGCUGAGGGCGAAAAGAUUAAGGAUCACAUGCGUAAUAUUGUACCAAUUCUGCUUAAUGCAGAUGUUUCCAACUUCGACAAAGUGCGUAUUAUUGCACUCUACGUUAUGAUUAAGAACGGUAUUUCUGAGGAAAAUUUGACCAAACUCUUCACACAUGCCUCCCUCUCGCCCAAAGAUCAGGAUAUGGUGCGCAAUUUGAGCUUCUUGGGUGUAAAUGUGAUUGCCGAUUCACGCAAGAAAGUCUAUAAUGUCCCACGCAAAGAACGCAUCACCGAACACACCUAUCAAAUGUCACGUUGGACCCCUGUAGUUAAGGACAUUAUGGAAGAUUGUAUUGAGGACAAACUUGAUCAGCGUCAUUUCACUUUCCUAGCUGGGCGUGCACAGAAUACCAAUUACCAUGCACCGACAAGCGCCCGCUACGGUCACUGGCACAAGGACAAGGCCCAAGCGCAAGUGAAGAAUGUGCCACGCCUCAUAGUUUUUAUUGUGGGUGGCGUUAGCAUGUCGGAGAUGCGUUGCGCCUAUGAAGUCACCAAUACGGUGAAGAAUUGGGAAGUGCUAGUCGGCUCGUCGCAUAUACUAACACCCGAAGGCUUUCUCAGCGAUUUGGGCAGUCUCUCCAAAGAGGACUAAGAAGCUAAAGCUCUAAUGGCCGAUAAUGUAAAAUUUAUUAUUAAUUUAAAUGGUUGAUAAUUUUGAGAGUGUCGGCGGAAUUGUUUGUGUUUUUUGAAGUUUUGAGGAUAAUGCAAUUUAAUUAUUGUAUUAUCUACGUAUAUUAUUCGCGAAACAAUUAGGAUGUUUCCUAGGUUAGCUGUGCGCUAAAGUGUUUAUAUGUAUGUGUUUAUAUAAAUUAUUAAAAAAAGAAAACUCUGUGAGAAAACGUUUAAAGAAAUACGCAAUUAUUCUUGUAGACUUUUUUGCCUGGUAUUCACUUACAAACUUUAUUGAAUCAAAUACACACACACACACACACACGUGUAAUUCGCACUUGUAUUUGUUGUGUGCUUAUAUAUAGAAUAUAAUCCUGUAUGUAUUUACGCAAAUAAUGUCAAAUAAAUUCCAAAGUAUUCUUGUUGGUUAUGUGCAAGUAAGCGAGCCGCCGCCUGUCGGUGGUUACGCAUUUAUUGAAAAAUGUUUCAAGUAUUUUUGUCGCAUAUUUAAAAUAGAAAAACAAUUUAAUUAAUUAAUUAUAAUUGCAAUUUAACUUAUAUAUAAUUGUACUUGACUUUAUUAACUAUUAUUACCUAAUAAUAUUUGAACAAUUUAUGCGUUUUGUGAAAAAUAUUUAAAACGCAAAGAACUAAACACUAUACUUACUUUUCUCUAUUAAUAAAACAAAAUAUAUAAAGUGCUAGAAAAUUACGAAAAAUAACAAAACACCGAUUUUUAAUUCACAAAUUAAAAAAAAAAAAUACAAAUUAAUCUAAUGAUUAGGAGUAUUCGCAGAUUGAAGGUCGCAUAGGCGAAAAGAAAGAAAGAAAAUUAUUAAAUAAAAUAUUUAAUGCAUAGUUAAUAUAAAAAUCGAAUGCAUAUUCGUUAAAAUAAUGUUUAAAUAAUAAUUGCAAAUUUCCUUCUAAUAACUCAUACGAAGUAACGAAAAACAGUUAGUUUAAGAGUUUAAAAAUAGUGCUAAACACGGAAAAGAAAAAAAACUUGUUUAUUUGCAACCAUAUCCAUAGGAAGAGUGCAUGAAUAUAACAACAAAUUAGUUAAUUAUUACCACGUAUAGUGUGUACUUAGUACAACUGAACUGAAGUGCGCGGGGUGUGUUCAAUGCUUUAAUGGAAUUUGCAAAAUUCGGAACAAAAGGAAUGCGCAGUCCAACUACUACGAUAAUGAAUAUUAUAUAUAUGAAACACCAUUUCAAUUAAUCUAACGCCUAGCUUUCAAAAAACUUUCAUAUUUUCUCAACUAUUUGAAAAUUAUGUAUGAAAAAAAUGCUACUUAUGUCAAAAAAUGAAAGAACUUUUGAACUGAAAACUAAUAGCGAUAACAUAGUGUCAGCAAAAUUUCAAAAUUCAUUGAAAUUCAAAUUGAGUCAAGCGUCUAUAAGAAGCUGCUUUAUUUUUUCAUGGACAGCUUCCUAUUUAGCCACCAUUUAAACUGGUUAAUAAUAAUUUUAUGUACAAAAAACUUAUUCAGUUUGCUUUUACAGUGCCUGCAUCGAUAGACUAUAACUCUAUAUUUUUUUCUUUUUAUUUAUUAUCUUUUUCUUUUUUCAAGAACAAAACCUUACUCACCUUUUAUAGAGGUUAGCACAACUUUUAAGUAAAAAAAUAAAAAAUUGUUUUAUAUACAUACAUAUCUAUCGAUGCAACUAUAUUGUUUUUUUUUUUUCAUUUAAUUAUUAUUAGUACAUUUUUUUUUUUAUAACAGAACCUUUUCCACCUUCCCAUGCUACUAUAUUUUUUUUAUUUAUUUUUUUUUAUUAUUUUUUCUUUUUCCAAGAACAGAACCUUACUCUUUUUUCAUAGUGGUAAACCACUAUUUUUAAGUAAAAAAUUUGCUUUGAUAUAGCUAUCGAUGCAACGAUAUUGUUCUUUUAUUAAAUUAUUAUUUUUUAUUUUGUGACAACCUUUUUUACCUUUCAUAGAGGUUUUAACAUUUUUAAGUACGAAAACAUAUUAAAUUCGUUUUUAUAGCGUCUAUCAAUGCAACUAUACCUUUUUUUUAUCUUUUUUGACAAGAACAGAACUUUACUCAUCUUGUGUAGUGAUUAGCACUAUUUUUGAGUAAAGAAAAGCUAUCCACUUGACUCUCAUAGUCUCCACAAAUACAACUGCAACCGUUGUUGUCUAAGGAAAACCCCUACUUAUUCACCUCUCAUAAAGGUUAUAAUAUUUUUAAGUUUUAAGUAAGUAUUCAAUUUACUUUUAUAAUGUCUGCAGAUGCAAAUAUAGACAUUGUUUUUUUAUGAUAGUUAGAAAACUUAAUGCACUAAUUAAAGGAAACGUCAUUUAUUCAAAAUGGAGGACCACACCAGUAUGCCGAAAUACUUUGUUGUUGCAUAGAAUACUGUAGUCAAUUCAAUUCAAUUUAUUUGAGAAAGUAGAGAGCGAGAAAUAUUGAGUGAAAAAAGCCGCUCACAAACUGUAGUAGUGUUGAAAGGUAUUCAAAGCGGUUUUUGUUGCAGCAGCAAAAACAUUCCCCAUAUACGUAGAGGAAGUGCUGCUGGAGUGACAGUCCUUGGCCGGUUUGUUCCGCUAACGUACAGCCGACUAUUCAAAAUAGUAUUUGAUAUUUGUUUAAGUAAUAUAGAGCGCCCCCAAUACACCUAUAAUCGCUACGCCUCCACGGUAAUUCGCUUCAACUCAUUCUUAAGUUUUAGUAAAGGGUAAAUAAUUUUGAGGUAUCGGAUUUUAGAUUGAAAUAACACAACCAAAAAUUCCAAGCUUUUUAUUCUUGUGUAAAAUAAUUCAUGACAUUUUUUAAAGAUAAUCCCUUUCAAAUGUUGACCGCACUGCGCCGUAAUUCGGCCAACCGUAAACACCAAUUUUGAAUAACUCGCUGAAGGACAUCGGUCGGUAUCUCGUGAAUAACUUUAGUAAUGUUGGCUUCCAAUACCUCAAUUGAAACUGGUUUAACCACAAAGCUCAAAGCACAUUUAGACUUUACAUACCUCCAAAAAUAAAAGUCCAAAGCUGUGAUAUCACACGAUCUUGCUGGCCAAUAUAGUGGUCCGAGGCGAGAUUUUUUCUAUUCUUUUCAAUAGAUGUGCUGUUCUUGAAUUGCUUCGAGUUGCUCUCUUCAACCAAAAUACGAAAAAUUUGCUUCUUGACGUAACCAUUGAGCCAAAAAUGGGCCGCAACGUUGAACGGUUAUGUACACCAUAAGUUGGCCUGAGCGCGCGAUGAACACUUUUCACGGAGAGUCUAUUUACAGAGUUACGACUUAAUACAAUUGCACGAUUUAUAAACGUUGCUGAGAUGUAAGUCAUUCUAUAAUGAAAUGUCAAUGAAUACUGAAAAAAUUAUGUAUUUAGUUUGACAGUAGCCACGCGUGACCUUUCAAAAAACCCCGAUUGGGAAAAAGUACCUCCAAUCUGCUCGCGAUUUGUAGCCGCCCGUUUUUGAUUUGCCUUGAUUGUAGUUUUAUUUUCAUUCAGCUCAUGAGUUUUCUUUCUCAUUAUUUCAACUUGUGAGAUUAAAAAGUACUACGGCAUUUGUAGGCUCGCCUGCAUUUUCUUGUGCCCGUGAUUGAAAAUCGAAUGCGAACAAAUCUCGCUCAUUUCCCUAUUUUCUUUGCUAUUGCAGCCGCCGUAGUCGAAUAGGUUUAUGCUCUCGGGUUCGAAAUCCAGUGAGAGAAAUUGUUUUUUCUACUAGCGUUCGCCCGUCGGCAGGCGCUGGAAAACUUCAGAGUAUAUUUCUGCCAUGAAAAAGCUCCUCAUAAAGAACUAUUCGACCUCCCAACUAUGGAGAAACAUCCAUUUUGUGAAAAAACAUCACGAAGUACACCACAAAUUGGAGGGGGCGCUCGGCGAAAUAUCCAACAAGGAGUAUUGUUUCAGAAAAAUUCAGUUUUUAAACGGAGAUAAUUUUUUCAACCUUUAAAUAAAUAUGAUAAUUGAAAAGUUGCGAGAGCAAGUGAGUGAGUGAUGAGCGAAAAUAAAUGAGUGCAGUUUUUUGUUUUGGCCCAACAACGAAUUUUACGAUACGCUUUUCAAAAACUGAAAAUGCAAAAGAGUUGCAGAAACUAAAAUAGUGCGUCCAAAAUAUUUAGUUUCUGUGCUAAAUCAUGUUAAUCAGGUUUAAGUAUUUUUUGACUGCUUGCAAAAAACAGUUUUGUCACUUGAAGCUUUGCUGGCAUAUGUUUGUAAGCUCCUUCGUACUUCCACAGAAAAUCGAACGAACGUAACUUUAAACAUUUACUAUUACGUAUAUGAACUUACAAUACAAUACAAAUACAAUACAAUACAAACAUAAGAAUACAUAUAUUUAUGCGCUGUAAACAUACAUACAAUCUAUAACGACUAUUCAUCGCACCACAUAUACCUGUGUGAUACUUCCAAGCUCAACAUACUUGUACACCUCUACAUACUUACUUUAAAAAUAAUUUAUAAUAAAACUGAAAAAAAGAACAAAAACGAGAUAGCAAAAAGGGGCGUAAGUAGUUAAGCUUUUUUUUGAAUAGUUAAAUUUAUCAAAAUGCAAUAAAAAAAAUGCAGUUACAAUGAUGGCUAAGGCAAAAAUGUACGAAUGUUUGAGAUGCAAUACAGUAUUUUACAAUUUACAUAUAAAUAACGAGAAAUGGAAUAACGAACGUUCAACUUAAAAUAACGAGAAACAAUUUCAAUUCUUUAUAUAAAUAUAUAUAUAUAUAGUUAAAUUCAAGAAAUUUAGAUAAUAAGUAUGAGAAUUAUAAAAUAUACAUACAUAAAUCCAUAACAAAAUAAAAUUAAAAACUUAAAACAAAUGGCAUACACGCACAUCCACAAUACUCCACUCGGUCUGCCCCAAUAGUAUCAACGUAGGCACACACACACUUCUAAUAGCUGUUUACAUGGGUGCUCUCACAAAACCAACCAACCAACAACCAACCAGCCAAGGCGAACGACAACAGCCGACAAACGACACCGACAAUUUGUCUUAUUUGCAAUAAAACAACAAUUGCGAAGUAAACAACGAGGAUCACUAGACAAAUUGCAGUGUUGCUCCCAUGACGAUAGUCUAUGGCGUGUGCGUGUGGAGCGUUGGUGUGAGGUGGACGAAAAGUGGCGUAUGUGUAGCGUGUAUGCUGUGAUUUUUCAUGUAUUUUAGGUGUAAGAAAGAAAAAGAAGAAAAUUAAUUGUUUAUUGCUUGUUAUAAAAAGAAAAAAAUCUAUAUAUUUAAAAAAUACAAAAUAUAGUAAAUAGCGGUAUUAGAAUCAAAAUAAACGAACAAUUGUGAGGAUCACGAAAACACAUGCGUGUUGUGUACGUAGUAUAUUUACAUACAUAUACAUAUUUACUGUAGAAUUUAAUAAAUGCAAUUCACAUACAUACAUACAUAAAAUAUAUAAUUCAAAAUUAGUUAUUAAAUUAAUAAAUAAUAAACAAGAAAUCCAUUUACACGCUUGUAUGUAUGUAAGCACAGGCAACAACAAAACACACAAUGAAAAAAAGAAGUGUACAACAUACAAAAUGAAGGCAAACAUUUAUAAACAACAUAUAAUUAUACUUAUACACAUACAUUUAAUUAAUUAUGGCAACAAAUAUCAAUAUUCGCUAACGAACGUAUGACAAUUUGCAAUAAAAGUUAAUGUUAAAAUAGCAUACGUAUGUAUCAAUUGGCAGCACGCGAAAAGCACUGCAGGGGAAAUGUGACAGUCGCCGAAGAGUCCGGAAAUGCGCACUAUACUGAAUAUUUGAAGUACAUACAUACGCGCGCUCGCUUGGCAUUCGUAUAGUGCAGACAUACAUAUUUUAACGAAAUAAUCAUUAUAAGAACAAAAACAAUCGCUUAAACAUUGAGGGAAAGUAUGCAUAGGUAUAUUUCAAAUAGCAGAUUGCAUACAAUGGCAAAUAAUGCAACAAUAAGAGAACAACCCAAAAUCGCAACAAUAACAACAACUAAAAUAAAACAAAAACAAAAAGAGACAAACAACAAGAACGAUUAACAUACUCGUACAUAAUUCUGUCAAUUUUUUUCUUAUUAACGCGGCAAGCAGCGUUAGUUUUUAUAGCGUAAGCAAAUUUUAUAUGUGCAUUCAAAAAUAUAAAUCAAAUUAAAAAAAAUUAGAUGUAGUGCGCGCAUGAAAAUCGGCGAAAUGCGCACACACAAACAUAUACAUAUAUAAAUUAAAAACAAAAACAAAAUACAUGAGUGUAAUUGGUAGGUGAAAAUUACGUAUAACAAAAUGAAAAACUGAUAAAAAAGUAGCUGGAAUGCUGGAGGUACUAACAAACAUGAUUUUGCAAAUUUCAUUAAAGCAAAGAGGGGAAGCGCACACAGGCAGGUUUACUGAGAGCAAAUAUUUGUAUGUAGCAAAAAUGUAUAAGAACUUAUAACUCCAAACGUUAUUCAAAUAUUUAUAUUUAAUAUACAUAUAAACAUAUACAUAUAUAGAAAACUUUAACACUUGAACUUCUACAGUAAUGUUAAGUAAAAUAUAAAACGGAUAAAGAGUUUUCGCUUAAAAUCGAUUAACCUAAUUUCAGUGAAUAUGGUCAUGGCGAGGUAGUUUUUCUUAAAAAAAUAUAUAUAUAAAAAAGUAAUCGGCCCAAAUAUGGUAAGUGCUUUGAAGCAAUCGUGUGGAAGAAAAAUUUUGCGAAAUAUUUAAGAAAAAUUACGCUAAUUACACCUAUAACAAAAAUGAUAUAUGCAAAACUAUACAUACAAAUAAAUAAAUGUAGAAAAGUACAUUCAAAAGACGUAGUAUUUAACUUAGUAAAAAAAAUAGUACAUAUGUACCCGUAUUAUUAAUUAAUAAAAAAUGGUUAAAUAUAUAGUGAUACACACACAGUUAAACUCACAUUUACAUAAAUGUCAACCCGGUCAACGUGAUGGCAUGUAAAUGAAUGCAAAAUAAUGAGCGUUAUGGAAUGUAUUUAUAUUUAUUCCAACAAAAAUGUUUUAAUUAAACGUUAAUUGGUAAAAGAAAGAAAGCUGCUAACUUUGCAUAUAAGUCAAUACAUCAAUUCAUUCAAAAGAGUAUGGUCUACAAACGCAUUAUUGAAUUCAUUUAUUGAUUGCUAAUACAAAACUAUUAAUCACUUGAAAACACAAUAUAUGUAUGUAAAAAUAUAUACUACAACAUUUACUAACAAACUUAUUACAACAUAUUUAAAUAAAUAUUUGUUGAAAAUUGUAUAUGUAUGAGUUUACAACACUCUUGUUACUUCUGCUGUCGAACAACUUAUAAUUAAAAACUUAUUGUUAUGCGACAUAAUUUAAAUUAUUUUCAAAUAAUACGUAUGUAUAUUCUAAAAAAAAUAAAGAAUAAUUGUUUAAGCCGUUUUUGCAAUAAGAUAAGCACACCGAAGCAAUUAAUGGUCUAACUACAAAAAAUAAAAAUAAAAAAAAUUAAUGAAAAACAAAAAACAAUAUUACAAACGUAAACAUGCAUAUUACUCAAGUGUCAUAAGUAAAUUAUGUAUGCAUGUAAGUUAUGUAGUACGGUGCAAUGUAAACCCGGAUAGUGGAAAAAAACCAAUGAGAUCCAUGCACUGUGAAUGGUAGAUACAGAUAAAUAAAAAAAUAAAAAACUUAGAAAACCAACAAA
This is a messenger RNA of Anastrepha ludens (Mexican fruit fly), 9538 nucleotides long. It is a transcript of the gene Rop, whose product is annotated as protein ROP. Lineage: Eukaryota; Metazoa; Arthropoda; Insecta; Diptera; Tephritidae. Gene Ontology annotation, cellular component: secretory granule; plasma membrane. The transcript has 10 exons. The record is from RefSeq and is a predicted model, not a curated record. Bases 167 to 1972 code for a protein of 601 amino acids. Gene Ontology annotation, molecular function: syntaxin binding. Gene Ontology annotation, biological process: intracellular protein transport; neurotransmitter secretion; vesicle-mediated transport.